Sebastes umbrosus (honeycomb rockfish) is the source of this 1875-nucleotide messenger RNA. Its product is annotated as extracellular serine/threonine protein kinase FAM20C-like. Gene Ontology annotation, cellular component: Golgi apparatus. The record is from RefSeq and is a predicted model, not a curated record. Gene Ontology annotation, molecular function: phosphotransferase activity, alcohol group as acceptor. Gene Ontology annotation, biological process: protein phosphorylation. The transcript is spliced from 11 exons. Bases 89 to 1735 code for a protein of 548 amino acids. NCBI's taxonomy places the organism in Eukaryota, Metazoa, Chordata, Actinopteri, Perciformes, Sebastidae.
GACAGAGUCCCGUCUUGUUCCACUGGGAAACAACAGCAGCAGCAGCAGCAGCAGGUGAUUUUAAAAGGAAGGGAACUAUCAGAGGACGAUGCGGCGUAUGCGCUGUCGCUCCAGGACAAUCUGUCUCUCCUUGGCCUUCAUCGCCAUUUUCCUCCACCUCCUCCUGGCGCUUGUCUCCCUUCCCAUUUACCACCAGCCCUGUGGCACCCCACUGCCACCCGGGACACACAUCCUGAGAGACCUGGCACACAUCGGCUACACCUCUGUGGGGAUCAGAGGUCUAGCUGAACCACCAGCUGAGACCACACGGAGAGAUUCUUCCAGUAAGGACGCCAAGGGUCGUGUGCAAACACUUUCUGACGUGAGAGAAGGUAAAUAUGACUCAGUGGAGAUGCCGGUCAAUGUGGGUCACUACGGCACCAACCGAGCCGAACCUGUGGAGUCUGGGCAGUUGAAGCUGGAGGCGCUGUUUGACCAUCCUCUGUACAACAUGCCCAGCCCUCCGAUCCCGGAGGAGGACUGGCUGUUGAAAGUGAAACCAAAAGUGAAGGCCAGUGAGAAGAGCUCCCAGAUGUGGGUGAGUGCCAGCCAGGAGGCCUACGAGGACGUCCAGUGGAACAGCAGCAGUAACAGCCAUCCUCCCUGGCUGCGCUUCCACCUGGGCAUCUCCCGCUGGCAGCUGUACUCCCAUCGUGACCCCAACAUGGAGCCGCUGACCCAGCAGCUCGCCACACACCGCAUCGUCAGCGCAGUGCAGAAGUCUGGAGGGACGCAACUGAAGCUGGUGCUGUCAUUUCCCAACUAUGGACAGGCCAUGUUCAAACCCAUGAAGCAGGAGAGAGAUGAAGAAACCAAUUACAACCUCUUUUACUUCUCCGACUUUGAGAGACACAAUGCAGAAAUCGCAGCUUUUCACCUGGACAGGGUUUUGGGUUACAGGAGAGUCCCACCAGUGGUAGGGAGGCUGGUGGACGUGGUCAAGGAGAUAAAAGACGUCACCACCGACCACAAGCUGGCUCGGACCUUUUUCACCUCCCCUGUGGGCUGUGUGUGUUUCUACGGCCAGUGCUCCUACUACUGUUCAACAGAGCACGCUGUGUGUGGCCGUCCCAGAGACCUGGAGGCCUCCUUGGCUGUCAUGCUGCCGGAUCUGUCCCUGGCGUCCCGCAGGACUUGGAGGUCCCCCUGGAGACGCUCCUACAGCCGCAGCAAGCUGGCAAAGUGGGAGUCAGAAGCAGACUACUGUUCUACGGUGAAAAAGACCCCGCCAUACAACAAAGACUCCAGACUGGUGGACUUCAUAGAUAUGGUCAUCCUGGACUUCUUGAUGAGUAACAUGGACAGGCACCAUUAUGAAACUUUUGAGAAGUUUGGCAACAAUACUGCUCUGAUACAUCUUGACAACGGGAGGGCAUUCGGGCGUCACUCCAAAGACGAGCCCUCUAUCCUCGCUCCUCUGGAACAGUGUUGCAGAAUCCGUCGCUCCACCUGGCUACGCCUGCGUAUGCUGUCUCUGCCACGGUAUCGUCUCAGUGAUGUCAUGAGGGCCUCGCUCUCCCAUGAUCCCCUUCACAGCGUGGCUCCACUGCUGUCGGAGCGCCACCUCGCUGCUCUCGACCGCCGCUUGAAACACGUGCUGGAGACUGUAAGUCGUUGCCAAAAGAGACACAGUGACGAUGAGGUCAUCUAUGAUGACGUCGCCUACUUGAAAGACACGGUGACGCCUGCUGGGUAGGACAGUCUGUACCUCCCGUAUGUUAUGAUAUCUAUGUUACAUGAUUACAUGACACACUAGCACACGCAAAAUGCUGUCAGCAGUUACAUUACUAAAGUUAUUAUUAUUAUUAUUAUUAUUAUUUCCAGCUACAGUAAACC